UUGCGCAGCCUAAAAUACUUAUUAUUGCAUAUCAUUAUCAUAAACAUUAUCAUUUGAAAACGGGAUCAUGUAUGAGUAAGAAUACAGUAACAUUUGACUUGGUGUGCAUGGCAGUAACCAGAGCAGGUGAAAGCCAAAAUUAGACAUGUGUGUAGCUGUUUUGGGCAAGGGGAAGGCUGCACUCUAGAUUGGGUGCAGCUAAACUACUGGCACAGCGGUGCAAGACGCGUGAUUUCACUGGAACUGUAUUUCACAAGAAAAAAUGGAUCGAUCAGAUGACCUUGAUGAAGAUGAUGAGCUUCUUGAUGCUGCUAUCCAACUGAGCAUUCAAGAAUCUUUGAAAGACAUUACCUACUUUGGAAGUGUGGAAAAUCAAAAGAUCUUGGAUGCAAUUUUCCGAGGUGACCUAUUUGCUCUUCAGGAUCUUGCUGAAUAUCCUGCUGCGUUCACUGAGGUGGAUAGCAGGGGAUGGUACCCACUUCAUAGGGCUGCGGUCCAGCAGUCUGUGCAGGUGUUGGAGAUGGUAGUUUAUGCUUCUUACAGGUUAACUUUAGAGGAGGAAACUGCAGAAGGAGAGACACCAUUGAUUUUGGCUAUACAAGCUGGGCUAGUGGAGAUUGUUAGGACCCUGCUGGAGCAUGGAGCUUCACCUAAUAAGACCAACAGCAAGAAUGAGUCUCCUCUAUUACUGGCUGUAAGAACAGACUCAUUUGAAAUUGCUUAUACACUUUUAUCACGAGGAGCAUCGGUGAACCAAGCCUGCCUUAAAAAGUGGACAGCCAUUCACGAGGCGGCCAAAGUGGGCUGCACUGACAUCCUUCAGCUCCUGUUAAAACAUGGAGGAAACGUUUCAGAGACAGACCAGAAUGGAGUAACGGCCAUGGCGAUUGCUGCAGAGUAUGCCCAAGCAGAAGUACUGGAUAUCCUGAUUCACUACGGUGGCGAUGUAAACGCUCAGGCGCCAAAUGGGGACAGUGUGCUAUUUGAUGCUGCUGGUUCUGGCAAUCCUGACUGCAUUGAGCUGCUUCUUCAACAUGGGGCCAAUCCCAACAUCGCUAAUCUUUCAUCACAGCUUCCCAUCCACCACGCAGCCUAUGAAGGGCAUUACCUUGCGCUGAGAAUGCUAAUACCCAUAACCACCAGGAAAGCUCUCCAUCUCUCAGGCCAGAGCCCCAUUCACUCAGCAGCAGAUGGAGGCCAUGUCCAGUGCCUGGAGUUCUUAGUGGAAAAAGGCUUUGAUGUUAAUGCACUCCUAGACACUCACAUCUCUGAGAACUACGGGGAUAUGAGACGGACCGCCUUGUACUUUGCUGUCUCCAAUGGAGAUGUGACCUGCACCCAGGUGCUGUUAAAUGCAGGAGCCCAAACUGAGCUGGAUCCUCUGCGCUGCCUCCUAGUGGCAGUGAGGGCUGGGAGGUACGAGAUUGUCAAGAUGCUCCUGGCCAAACAGGCGGAUGUGAACUGUUUCUUCACAGUGGUCAAUGACACAGUGUUCCCUACUGCGCUACAGUACUGCCUGAAAGAUGAAAUGAUGAUGCGACUGCUGCUAAACAGUGGUUAUAAUGCGGAAAAAUGCUUUAGUUGUCAUCAUGAUUCAACAUGGGGUCACCACUCAGAACAUACCAGCAAGAAGGUCCCAUUUUGUGAUUUCAUCAGCGUCUCUUGGCUAGUGCAGUUCUCAGGAAAAGCCGUGCAGAUUCUCUUAGACUAUGUCAGUCGUGUUCCCAUCUGUUCAAAGCUGAAAAUGGUUCUGAAGAGGCAUAAAGAGUGGCCUGAAAUUUCAGAAAUAUUGGGAAACCCUCGAACGCUGAAACACCUGUGCAGACUAGUUAUCAGGAGAGAGAUGACCCCAUGCAGGCUGGGUGACCCAAAGUUUAUAAAAUCAGGUCCUUUCCCACCAGGACUGAAAGGCUACCUGAUGUACAAAGAGUAUGAUUUGUAUGGGAAAAUGAUAUGUCAGUAGUGAAGUUUUUUUUUUUUUAAGGUGAAAGUUGAGGAGGAAUUGAGGGUACAGAUGUUUGAAAGCACUUUAUUUUGAGUUUUAUUCAGAAAUUAACAUGAGGUUGACAUGACCAGAGGUUUCACUACAGUAUGUCGAUGAUGAGUUCAAAUCACUUAAAAUUUCAAUGUGAAUUUUCUGUCACGUUAAAGGACUUUGCCUCUGCAGCAAUGUCUCGGUGCCCAUUCAUGCAAUAAAAUAAUGUUCUAGCUAAAUGUUGACAAAAACAUGUUUGGUCUUCUUGUACCAGAUAAAUGUAACAGGGUGAAUACUUGUUCCAUGAAUUAAGGCUGCU
Myxocyprinus asiaticus (Chinese sucker) is the source of this 2294-nucleotide messenger RNA. It is a transcript of the gene asb15a, whose product is annotated as ankyrin repeat and SOCS box containing 15a. Gene Ontology annotation, biological process: intracellular signal transduction. The record is from RefSeq and is a predicted model, not a curated record. The transcript is spliced from 10 exons. Lineage: Eukaryota; Metazoa; Chordata; Actinopteri; Cypriniformes; Catostomidae. Gene Ontology annotation, cellular component: cytoplasm. Gene Ontology annotation, molecular function: protein binding. The coding region runs from base 263 to 1963 and encodes 566 amino acids.